Aspergillus ruber CBS 135680 is the source of this 1344-nucleotide messenger RNA. RefSeq lists its product as uncharacterized. The coding region runs from base 1 to 1344 and encodes 447 amino acids. Gene Ontology annotation, molecular function: D-serine ammonia-lyase activity. The record is from RefSeq and is a predicted model, not a curated record. Gene Ontology annotation, biological process: D-serine catabolic process. Lineage: Eukaryota; Fungi; Ascomycota; Eurotiomycetes; Eurotiales; Aspergillaceae. The transcript is spliced from 2 exons.
AUGGCGUUUCCCCAUCAUCCACUUCCCUCCGAGCAGGAGCUGAAGCGAUUUUAUGCCGGAAAAAACAUCGGAGAUGUCCCGAAACCGGCCGUCGUGCUCGACAUAGCGAUUAUCAAGAAGCACUGUGAGCGAAUGUUACAGACCGUCAAGGCACUCGACGUCGGUUUUCGGGCACAUGUAAAGACUCAUAAGACACCACAAAUCGCCCAGCUACAAGUCGGCCACGGCAACGAGGACGCUAAUUUUGUCGCAUCUACGGUGCUGGAGAUUGAGUGGCUUGCCCCACUUCUCAAGGAUCUUAAGCGACAAGGUCGUCGAGUUAACAUCCUCUACGGGAUCCCUCUCGUACCGUCGCAGACGACUUGGUUGGCAAAGAUUGCUCGCGAACUGGGUCCCAGAAGCGUUUCAGUUAUGAUAGACCAUCCGGAUCAGAUUCAAUAUCUCAAGGCUUUUCAAUUGGAAGCAGAAUUUCCGGCUCAUGUGUUUAUCAAGGUGGACUGCGGUUACCACCGAGCGGGGUUACCACCGGCCAUGUUGAACAAGAACGGAUUACUGAAGAAGCUAGCGGAAGCAGAAAAAGAGGGCUAUGUUGUUAUUCUAGGGGUCUACUCACAUAAUAGUCUGAGUUAUGGAGGAAGCACAUCAGAUGAAGCGAUGGAAUAUCUGGCCGCGGAAAUCGUCAGCUGCAGAGAGGCUAUCAAGCACAACUCACACCUUUUGUCAGGUAAAGAAUUGGUCAUUAGCGUGGGAGCUACACCGCAGGUUGUUUCUUCGAAUAAUCUUUUGGGAAGCUCGUCUAGUCCAGUUACAAAAAAGUUGAAGAAUCUGCUGCACAAUCCAUCCGAGUCUAGCAUUCCUGUCAAAAUUGAACUCCACGCCGGAGUUUAUCCAGUUCUCGACAUGCAACAGUUUAGCACUAAUGCCAGACAAUUUGCCGGUAAACUGGAAGAGGAAGUCGCAAUCUCUGUGUUAGCUGAAGUAUGCAGUCUAUACAACGAUGGAGAGCGAUCUAAACCAGAGGCUCUUGUCGCAGCGGGAUCAUUGGCUCUAGGACGAGAGCCAUGCAAAGCAUACCCAGGAUGGGGAGUCGUGAGUGACUGGAGACGGAAGCCGGGGUACUCGAGAUUGAUCGUUGAACGAAUCAGCCAGGAGCAUGCAAUCCUCGCAUGGGAAGAUGGCAGAAACAGUGAGAUACCGUUGGAUAUCGGGCAGUCUGUACGGAUUUAUCCAAACCAUGCAUGUGUAACUGGGGCAAUGUACGGGUGGUAUCUGGUUGUGGACUCAAGUGAGGAUCGGGACGCUUCGAAUAUUAUAGAUGUAUGGGUACGGAUUGGGGGUUGGUAG